Messenger RNA from Hyaloscypha bicolor E, 2078 nucleotides. RefSeq lists its product as uncharacterized. Gene Ontology annotation, cellular component: nucleus. Gene Ontology annotation, biological process: positive regulation of transcription by RNA polymerase II. Bases 172 to 1848 code for a protein of 558 amino acids. The record is from RefSeq and is a predicted model, not a curated record. Gene Ontology annotation, molecular function: transcription cis-regulatory region binding; zinc ion binding; DNA-binding transcription factor activity, RNA polymerase II-specific. The transcript has 4 exons. Lineage: Eukaryota; Fungi; Ascomycota; Leotiomycetes; Helotiales; Hyaloscyphaceae.
GUUGUCUGAUAACCACUUCAUCUCAAAACUCAAAUGAGACCUCUCUCAACCUACCAAGUUUUCUGUAUAUUUUAUUCAGCUCUGCAACAGUUUGUCAACCUCCCGAGACGCUCUACCGCGUGAGGGAUGAGCCGCUUGGAUGAGUUCGGAUAGAGCACGAGAAGAGAGGCCAUGGCGCAGCGGCGGAUGAAUGAGCAUCGGCGGCGAACAGGAUGUUGGACCUGCAAGCAGAAGCAUAUCCAAUGCACCGAAGAGAAGCCCACCUGCAACCGAUGCAUUCGCCUAGGUUUGACCUGCGAGUAUGGAAUUCGUCUAUUGUGGAAAGAGGACGCAGCUCAGCGGAAUAUAUCCCUGGGACGCGAAGGAAAGUGGUGCAAGAAGACCAAGACGAAAACCUCGAGGUCUGAGCCAGGUGGUCGGUAUGAACCUGUUGACUUGAGACCUUAUGUGGGGAUGUGGGUCUUCUUCAACGCGAGUAAGGACGACUUCGAGACCUAUUGUGGGGAGCAUGCCGGAAGCCUGGAAGAACGUCUAGUUGAGGAGCAGCAAGAGAAUUCGGCUGUCCUUAGCGAGUAUGAGCUGAUAACCACUCUUAUGCGAACGGAGGAGAUUGAGUACAUUGACGAAUGCCUGCCACUGGAUGCAAUGACGCCGUUCAUGCCCACGAGCUCCUUCAGCAGCUACUCCACAUUCUCGUCUAUCGAAGGGAAUCUAUUCAACUAUUUUGUUACCUCAAUCGGGCCCAGCUGCUCCCUCAGUCCAUCCCAGAAUCCAUAUCUGGCAUACCUCACCCCGAUGUCCUUCCAAUUUCCAGCAUUGAGAGAUGCUCUAAUUGCAGUCUCAGCCAAUCAGCUUCGAUUAUUGAACGACAAGAGAUUUGAACGAGAAGCUUGGUCGUACAAGAACAAGGCUAUUCGAGCAGUUCAGAGAGCCAUUGAUGCGGAGGAAAUCGAUCUUGGGAUAGUGGCUACGGUGUUGAUGCUUUGUUUUUAUGAUAUAUCCGAUGGCUGCAACCAGUCUUGGGUUGCACAUCUGCGGGGCGGGAUCUCAUUGCUGGACAAACUCUCCAGCUACUCAAGAAACCGUGGAGCUUCGAGUACUGAAGAUAGUCUAUAUACUUUUCUAAGAAUGUACUUCGUAGCUCACGAGAUCAUGGGUCGAACAGCAUGCGAGGGAGACAUCGUAGGCCAAAUCUACGAGUGGGCUCCCCACGAAGCAUUAGAUGAAAUCGAUGUUUUGAUGGGAUGUUCACGGAAGCUGAUGACGCUCAUAAGACAAACCUCUGUCCUCGCCUCCGAACAAACUCAGCUCCUCCAGAGUGGUACAGCUACAGAUAAUGAACUCACAGCCCUCGCCACAUCUCGUGACUCGAUUGCGCAAACACUGCACUCACUACGACAAACUCACCCCCCUUCGACCCCGGAAUGCUACCACCUCGCCUCAAUAGCGGAAACCAAACGUCUAACAGCCCUCCUUUAUCUGUACGAACGACUCGGGCAUCUUCCUUCUCUGUCUCACUCGGCACCAGUCCACUCCUGGCCUAACGCACCAUCGGGUAUCAUUUGCCAAAUCAUUACCCUGAUUAGAGAAUUGCCUGACUCUCCGACACUGCUUUGGCCGCUUUUUAUACUGGGGAAUGUGAGGUGUGGACUGGAUGAGGAACAGCGGAGGUUUGUACACGACAGGCUGACUGUCCUGCAGAAAGUAAGGAAUUUGGGGAGCGUGAGGAGAGCGAGGCUGUGCGUUGAGGAGACGUGGAUGAGGACGGACUUAGGACUGCAGCAGGGAGGAUUGGGAGAACAGAGUGGACAGGGGAAAGGAAGGGAGGUCUUGAUUAGUUUAGCUUGAUAGAAUUGCUGAGCCGUUUCUACAUAGCCUGUGAUUGGUUUCGUUGGUUUCGAUUUGGAUUUUAGGAGCCUCGGUGACAUUGGUUCACCCUUUCUGAAGCCACUAGACACUCUCUGUUCUGAUUUGGAGCUCGCAACUCUUGCUGUAUUUCAAAGGAAGGAGGCUGAAUUGAAGUGCAGCGAAUGAGAAUGACCAGGUGAAGUUAGUGGCAUGCAAAUGGGCGAAGAGAC